AUAUGCAAAAUUAAUAUAAUUUCAAAUUAAACUAUUUUUAAUCUGACGAGUAUUAUCAAUAUUGGUCACUGGUGUGUGACGAUUUAAUUUUCUCUGGGAUAUUACCAUACGGCCUUGAUUGUUGGUCAGACAUAAUACGCUGUUUUCACGAAGUGACGGUAGUGAAAACAAAUUGCAUUCACUUUGCGUUACGAUUUUCCUCACUACCGUCACUCCGUGAAAACAAGGAUGAAUAUGGUCUGACUUAUAAUAAUUUACCAUAUGGUAAACUGAGGCAUUUAUUCCUAUGGGUAACCAUGACGAUGAGUUAUCAAUCAAAGCUUCGCUAUUGCGAGGACAAAAAAAUACAUCAGUACAUACCAGCAUUUUUAUAUUCCUUAAGAGAAUACUGCCGUUUGUAUAUGUGGAUAUAAUAUAGUCAACUGAAUAUACAGGCUGACAUUCAGAGACCCAUCUACUAUCUGAAGUACUCUUCCAAAAGUAUUGUGGAAUGGAAUGACAUAUUGCGAUUCGUUUUGGUCAGAGGAAAAGGCCCAUACUGAUAUUUGGAGAUAAAUAACAACUUUCAAGAAUAGACGGAUUUACGAAACAUCUUUACAUCCUACUAUUCCUUGUGUGUUGCCAAUAAUAUCACAAUCUGCAGUCAUUUGGUCAAUUUUAAGACUACCGUCAUGGAGGGCGUCAUCGCUCUACUGUGGAUAUCCAUGGUCAUCCCCGUGGUCAUAGCCGAUACCGCACCACUUCAUAUCGCCGAAGAGAAGGAGGAUGAUAACCAUUAUCUGGUCGGCUUAGAGGAUGAUCAUGAUGUGGGUGAGUGGGUCGAGGCCUUUCAUGCUCACGCUCGCGAAUCAACAUUUGAUGGGAAGAUAACGGAUAGAAACAAUAACAUUCUUACCGCUGAACUCGACCCAGAAGCUUUAUCACAUGUCCGCGAGAUGGAAGGUGUAUCGUACGUGGAGGAGGAUGGUGUAGUGUCUCUCGCUGAUGUGUUGAUCUACAAGGAAGAGAUCUUCGAGGAUGAUAUUGAAAACUGGGGACUAGACCGAAUAGACCAGGAGAAUCUACCACUAGAUGAUCGAUUUGAGAUAUCAGGUACUGGAACAGGGGUGCAUGUUUAUAUCUUAGAUUCUGGCAUCCGAGCGACGCAUCAUGAUAUCAGGGGAAGAGCUGAUGCUGCUUUCGAUGCAUACGGUGGAAAUGGGAGUGAUAUUGAUGGACAUGGCACUCACUGUGCUGGUAUCAUAGCAGGCACCAAGUACGGAGUGGCAAAAGAAGCUUAUGUUCAUGGUGUUAGGGUUAUCAAAGAGAAUCGUAAGGGAUCAGUCUCCGCAGUUGUCCGAGCUAUGCAUUGGGUGGCGAAGAACGGAUCCCGUCCUUGUGUAGCAUCCAUGUCUUUCAGCGGCAAAGGUUCGAAAUCCCUGGACACCAUGGCUCAAGCCCUCUACGACAGCGGAUGUGUAUUGGCCGUGGCAGCAAGCAACGAGCAUGCAGACUCCUGCGGGAGGUCGCCCGCUAGAGUCCAUGAUGUGAUCACUGUCGGUGCGACCGACGAACAAGACUAUCGCAGCUUCUUCUCCGAUUUCGGCAAGUGUGUUGAUAUAUUCGCACCCGGCGAGCAUAUACGUAGCCUCGAUUACCACUCCGAUGACGCCCACAUUAGCAUGAGCGGUACGUCGAUGGCCACGCCCUUUGUCUCAGGUGCAGCCGCCGUGCUCAGCGGAAGAGGCUACAGACAUGAUGAAGUCAAAGCACAAAUGAUGAACUUAUCAUCAAAAGGUGUCGUAAAGUCCAAAGGCAAAGAUUCCCCAAACAGGCUGCUCCAUCUGGAUACCUUUCGCUACGUUGAUCUGUAGAUGAUGAAAAUAGAUAUGUUAAAAACUCUUGGAAAUUAGCGGGAGAAUUUGUGCCUUAUGAAUUACACUGCAAAAGCAAAAGACAUGUUGAAAAUAUUUACUAAAUUUUAGCCGUCACUGGUCUACAUAAUGAUGGAUCUAUUUUAUUGCCUAUAAAUAGAAUAGAGAGGGGUUUGUCCACGUUACAAUAGAUAGUUUAUAGCACAUACACAAAUUAUAUUUCUUUAAAAACUCUUGAAAUAUGCAUUUUAUGUAAAACGUAGAUACUUGUGCGUUCAUUGUAGUUUUUAAUUUAUGAGACGUUAUUCAUUAUUCGUCUAUCACAGUUCUAAUUCAAUAGUAGAUGUUUUAAUCAAUGUGAGAAUGACAAAAUUGCAAAGAAGAAUGACUUAUUUCCAUGCGACAAAAGGUAUAUACCCAAAGUUUGGUAAGAAACCUAAUCAGUCUUUAAUUUUAUUUCAAAAACAAAAUCGGAAAGGGAGCUUCCAAUCCACUUAUUUGAUUGGGAGGGUGUGUCAAGAUGUGUGUUACAACAUCCAG
Messenger RNA from Strongylocentrotus purpuratus (purple sea urchin), 2393 nucleotides. RefSeq names its product aqualysin-1. The coding region runs from base 672 to 1853 and encodes 393 amino acids. Gene Ontology annotation, molecular function: serine-type endopeptidase activity. Lineage: Eukaryota; Metazoa; Echinodermata; Echinoidea; Camarodonta; Strongylocentrotidae. The transcript is spliced from 9 exons. The record is from RefSeq and is a predicted model, not a curated record. Gene Ontology annotation, biological process: proteolysis.